Brassica oleracea var. oleracea is the source of this 976-nucleotide messenger RNA. RefSeq lists its product as uncharacterized. NCBI's taxonomy places the organism in Eukaryota, Viridiplantae, Streptophyta, Magnoliopsida, Brassicales, Brassicaceae. Gene Ontology annotation, cellular component: mitochondrial membrane. The record is from RefSeq and is a predicted model, not a curated record. Bases 138 to 860 code for a protein of 240 amino acids. The transcript is spliced from 2 exons. Gene Ontology annotation, biological process: mitochondrial proton-transporting ATP synthase complex assembly.
CUCGCCGCUGGACCACCGAAAACAAUAUUCCUGACUAUCAACUUGCAUCAAAGAUUAAAACAAAACUCUAAAACCCUACAAGAUUCAUUCAUUUUGGUAAACCUGAAUCCAGCAAAUCGAGCAACAGAAAGUCGGCGAUGGGAAGAUCGGCUCUGAUUCACCUGAUUCGCUCCCAAACUCGGCGUCUCUCUUCCUCCACCUUCAAUAAUACAGGAUAUGGUCGGUCCAUAGCAGGGACAUGGUCACCAUCAUCAGUGAUACCUAAGGUCAGAUUCCCUGAGGUUUCUUCCUUUAACCAGAGAAGCUGGGCAUCAUCUGGAGCAAAGACUAAUGAUGAUGAUGAGCACAAGAUCAGCAUCGGACCACAAGAGAAGAAAGAAGACAACGGUGGAGGCGGUGUGGUUUACUACGGCCCAAUCUCAUCAACCAUAAAGAAAGUGAAACUCCUCUCGCUCUCCACCUGCUGCCUCUCUGUCUCCCUCGGCCCAGUCAUCACGUUCAUGACCUCGCCGGGGCUCAACGUGAUCAUGAAAGGCGCGGUCGCCUCCACUGUGAUCUUCCUCAGCGCUUCCACAACCGCUGCGCUACACUGGUUCGUUAGCCCUUAUGUUCACAAGCUGAGGUGGCAGCCUGGUUCAGACACGUUUGAGGUCGAGAUGAUGACUUGGCUUGCGACGUUUGCGCCGAAGACGCUCAAGUUUUCGGACAUACGUUAUCCAGACACGCAGAGGCCGUUUGUGAGCUUCAAGGCGGAAGGGAAUUACUACUUUGUGGAUGCGGAGCAUUGCCCUAACAAGGCGUUGUUGGCGAGGCUCACUCCUCCAAAGGAUGCACAUGACUCUGCUUUCAAGAACUUGUGAUGAUCCAGAUUCCAUUUUCCUUUUCUUGAUAUCAUACUCUCUUUUUGUGUGGAUUUUUUGUUGGGUUUGCAACUCUUUUAGUUCUGUGGACUAUGAAUAAAGUGUAAGUUAUUUUA